Belonocnema kinseyi is the source of this 2075-nucleotide messenger RNA. It is a transcript of the gene Rcc1, whose product is annotated as regulator of chromosome condensation. Gene Ontology annotation, cellular component: cytoplasm. Gene Ontology annotation, molecular function: guanyl-nucleotide exchange factor activity. The coding region runs from base 293 to 1561 and encodes 422 amino acids. NCBI's taxonomy places the organism in Eukaryota, Metazoa, Arthropoda, Insecta, Hymenoptera, Cynipidae. The record is from RefSeq and is a predicted model, not a curated record. The transcript is spliced from 6 exons.
CUUCAAGCCGUUCAAAUUAUGUUGACUUUUCUUAACAGACAACACUGUUUAUUUCUUUAUUUAAAACUUUUUAUAAUAUUUAUCAAAACAUUUUAACCCGUACUGGAAGAAAUAACAGAUGUUCGACAUUACCGCCCUCCAACAGAGUUUCCGAAAUUUAAGUGUUUAUCUCACGUUUAUUCCGUUAGGCGUUUAUGACCGCAAGUGCAACAGACGAACAGUGAAACUAUUUGGCGCCAAUUGAUAUUUAGAAGGUUUCAUUAGAGAACUAGAUUAAUUUUCACAAAUAAUAAUGCCACCAAAGAAAGGACAAAAACGAAUUGCCGCUGCUCCAGAAAAGGAGACGAAGCCUUUAAAGCGGACCAAAAAGCAAGAGCUCACAGUCACACCAAAUCUCCAUCCAGUAAAAGAAGGAGGAUAUGCCCUCGUAUUCGGGAAUGGGGAGGUCGGGCAGCUCGGUUUGGGACCUGACAUUUUCGAAAAAACCCGACCAGCCGUUCUUCCCGGCUUCGAAGACAUCGCCGCAGUCGUGGCUGGUGGGAUGCAUAGCGUAUGCCUGACAAAAACUGGAAAAGUUUUAUCGUUUGGCUGCAAUGAUGAGGGAGCUUUGGGGAGGGACACGUCGGAAGAAGGAUCCGAAACUAUUCCGGGAUUCGUGGAGCUCCCUGCCAAGGUCAUUCAAAUCUCAGCUGGAGACUCUCACAGUGCGGCUCUUCUGGAUGAUGGUCGCGUUUUCGCAUGGGGAGCAUUCAGGGAUUCACACGGGACUAUGGGCUUGACCCUGAGAGGCAAUGAAAAGCUUCCAGUCGAGAUAUUAUCUUCAAAAAUAGUUAAAAUUGCAUCGGGGGCGGAUCACUUGGUUUUACUUGAUACCCAAGGACUCAUCUACACCUGUGGCUGUGGAGAACAGGGUCAAUUGGGAAGGGUAUCGCCCAGAAGUUCGGACCGACACAGUAGGCAUGGAUUAGGACCUUUGCUCGUGCCUGCAUUGGUUGAAUUCAAAAUGGGCAAGAAGUUAGAAUUUGACGAUAUAUGGGCUUCGACCUCUUGCACGUUCGCCAAAUCGUAUCCUAAUGGGGACAUCUACGUGUUUGGACUAAAUAAUUACAAACAAAUCGGUUUGAAGGAAGGAGACGUACAUUUUCAUCCACGACUUUCAAAGACUUUCUUUGGAAAGAAUUGGAUACGCAUAUGUGGCGGCAUGCAUCAUACAAUUGCGCUAGAUGCGGACGGCAAAGUGUUCGUUCUAGGACGAAAAGAGUACGGACGUCUUGGGCUUGGUGCUAAUUGCGAGGAUGCGACGCAGCUGGAACAAGUCGUUGCACUCAAUUCUUCAAAGUGCAUCGACAUUGGAGCAGGAACUGCUCAGUCGUAUGCUGUGACAGAUUCUGGAAAAUUAUACGCUUGGGGUAUGGGGUCGGAUGGCCAACUCGGAACCGGAAAUGAUGAGGACGCAUUGACACCUGUGGAAGUAAAAGGAAAGCAGCUGGAGGAUAAGAAGUCGAUGAGAGUAUCGAGUGGUGGUCAGCACGCCUUACUUUUAGCGAUUAAAAGACGAUAACAAAAUUAAAGAUAAAUUGAUGAAUAAUACAACCGUGAUGUUGUAACAUAACCGCUGUGAAAAUUCGUAAAAUUCACAACUCGCGGAUGUAGGUAUAACUAAUGGGCUAACUUUCCAGUGAUGAGAAUCGGGCAUGCUUUGUACGUAAAUAUUCGUUUACGAAGUAAAAACUGUUCAAUCUUUAAUAUAUUGUUUUUUCGACUGAAGUAUUUGAUGAAUUAAUUUGUUGCUAGAAUAAACGAUUUCUUAUUUUCUAUCCAGAAAACUUCGGUCCGACUGUAUUUUUUGUAUUUUUAAACGUUAUCUACAUACUUUCUAGUAUUUUUUUUUCUGUGUGUAAUAUCUAUACAUUUACAUUUUGUUAUAGCGAUAAGAGUUCGAGUGUUAAGAGAGUUGCUGUAGAGAGCGUUUUUAACAAUAAGAUUUGACCAAUACCAAGUGUGUGUUCGGAAUGAAAUUGUGAAAUUUUUCAAUGAAACCACUCAUUGUUAUAGUAAUAAAUUUUUCCACGGUA